Prosopis cineraria is the source of this 1086-nucleotide messenger RNA. Its product is annotated as S-adenosyl-L-methionine:benzoic acid/salicylic acid carboxyl methyltransferase 2-like. Gene Ontology annotation, biological process: methylation. Bases 1 to 1086 code for a protein of 361 amino acids. NCBI's taxonomy places the organism in Eukaryota, Viridiplantae, Streptophyta, Magnoliopsida, Fabales, Fabaceae. Gene Ontology annotation, molecular function: S-adenosylmethionine-dependent methyltransferase activity. The record is from RefSeq and is a predicted model, not a curated record. The transcript has 4 exons.
AUGAGCGUGGUUUCAAUGUUGCAUAUGAAUGAAGGCAUAGGAGAAGCAAGUUAUGCUAAUAAUUCUUUAUUACAGCAAAAGGCGAUUACUUUAACAAAACCUAUAAGAGAGGAAGCAAUAACUUGCUUCUACAAAGAAAGACUCCCCCGAACCCUAUCAAUUGCUGACCUUGGCUGUUCUUUUGGAGCAAACACUUUGUUUGUGAUUGGGGAACUGAUUGAAAUUGUGGAGAAGAUACGUAGAGACCUAAACCAUGAAUCUCCAGAAUACACCAUCUUCUUGAAUGACCUUCCAAGCAACGAUUUUAAUAACAUCUUCAAGUCUCUUGAACGCUUCAAGCAAAAGCUGAGUAGCCGAGUGAUAGGUGGGAUUGGUCAAUGUUACAUCACUGGGGUUCCAGGUUCUUUCUAUGGCAGAAUUCUUCCUACUAAUUCAGUGGAUUUUGUUCAUUCCUCUUCUAGUCUUCAUUGGAUAUCUCAGGUUCCUGAGGGUGUAGAGAACAAUAAGGGCAAUAUUUACAAUGCAAGCACAAGCCCUCUAGAUGUCCAAAAGGCAUACUGCGAUCAAUUUCAAAGAGAUUUUUCAUUGUUUCUCAAAUGUCGUGCUCAAGAACUUGUCGAAGGGGGUCGUAUGGUUCUUACAUUAGUAGGAAGAAGCUGUAGUGACCCAUCAAGCCAUGAAUCUAACUACAGUUGGGAACUUUUAGCUAUGGCACUCAAAGACAUGGUUUCAGAGGGAAUCAUAAAGGAAGAUCAGAUAGAUUCUUUCAACUUUCCUCUCUACUAUCCCUGCCCAUCUGAAUUGGAGCUAGAGAUUGAAAAAGAAGGCUCAUUCACUUUGAAUUGCUUGGAGGCAUUUGAAGUCAAUUGGAAGGCUGCAUGUGGCGAAGAACUCAAUGAUAAUAACAGUGGAUUCAAAGUUGCACAGCUUAUAAGAGCUGCAAUGGAACCUCUACUAAUAUGCCACUUUGGAGAAGCUAUAAUGGAUGAUCUUUUUUAUCGUUACCAAUACAUAUUAGCUGAUCGUAUGGCGAAGGAAAAAACUGUGUUUGUCUUUCUCACUAUGUCUUUGACCAAAACAACUUGA